Messenger RNA from Trametes versicolor FP-101664 SS1, 1621 nucleotides. Its product is annotated as alcohol dehydrogenase. Gene Ontology annotation, cellular component: mitochondrion. Bases 13 to 1503 code for a protein of 496 amino acids. Gene Ontology annotation, molecular function: metal ion binding; alcohol dehydrogenase (NAD+) activity. The record is from RefSeq and is a predicted model, not a curated record. NCBI's taxonomy places the organism in Eukaryota, Fungi, Basidiomycota, Agaricomycetes, Polyporales, Polyporaceae. The transcript has 12 exons.
CCCACUGCAGCCAUGUCCUCCGCCGUCGCAUCCAGGAGCGCCAUCCGCCGGCUCAUCAACGCCGCCCAGCACACCGCAUGCCCGUGCCACGGCUGCCGGACCGGCGGCGCCCACAACCCCAUACACGCCCUGCAGCAGAUGCGCAAGUAUGCAACCCCUGUCGAGUCCCUCCCGGUCGAGAAGGAGUACGCGUUCGAGGUGGCCGCCGCGAACCUGCGCUUCGGCGAGGGGGUGACGCGCGAGGUGGGCAUGGACUUCAAGAACAUGAAAGCUCGCAAGGUCGCAGUCUUCACGGACCCGAACGUGGCGAAGCUGCCCCCGGCGAAGAUGGCCAUUGCCUCCCUCGAGGCCCAAGAGGACCUGCCCUUCGUCGUGUACGACCGUGUCGUUGCGGAGCCCACCGAGGCCAGCUGGCGAGACGCCAUCGCCUGGGCCAGGCAGGAGGACUGCAGCCACUUCCUUGCUGUCGGCGGCGGAAGUGUGAUGGACACGGCGAAAGCGGCUAACCUCUUCUCGGUUUACAAAGACGCGGAUCUCUUCGACUUCAUCAACGCGCCAGUCGGCAAGGGUCUUCCCAUUACGAAGAAACUCCAUCCACUUAUUGCAGUUCCCACCACCGCGGGUACCGGCUCGGAGACGACUGGAACCGCCAUCCUCGACAUCACCUCUAUGUCAUUCAAGACCGGCAUUGCUAACCGCGCAAUGAAGCCCAUGCUUGGUAUCGUCGAUACCCUGAACACCCGGACUUGCUCGAGGGAGUUGCACAUCAGCUCUGGUCUCGAUGUCUUGUUCCACAGUCUGGAGAGCUACACGGCCAUUCCGUAUACCGAGCGGACUCCUCGGCCUUCCAACCCCAUCCUGCGCCCGGCAUACCAGGGCAGCAACCCCGUCGCCGACAUCUUCUCCAUGUGGGCCCUGCGGACGACCGUGAAGCACUUGCCGCGGAUAUCGAAGAACCCCCAUGACUUUGAGUCGUUGUCGCAGAUGAUGCUUGCUGCGUCCUUCGCCGGCAUUGGUUUCGGUAACGCCGGAGUGCACCUGUGCCACGGCAUCAGCUACCCCAUAUCCGGCCUGAACAAGAAGGGCCCCAAGUUCCAGUACCCGGGAUACAACGUCGACCACCCCAUCAUCCCCCACGGCGUCACCGUCGCCCUCUCCGCGCCCGCCGUCUUCCAGUUCACCGCGCCGUCCUCGCCCGACCGGCACCGCGAGGCGCUCGCCGUCUUCCGCGGGACGGAGGUGUCCGACCCGUCGAUCACCGCGAUCCCGGACAGCGCGGUCGGCGCGCACCUGUACGAGGCGAUCGCGCGCUUCCUCGACGGCCUGGGCGUCCCGCGCGGCCUGAAGGCCGUCGGGUACACGGCGGCGGACAUCCCCGCGCUCGUGGAGGGCACGAUCCCGCAGCGGCGCGUACUGGACCUCGCGCCGGGCGUGGGCGACGUCGCGGGUGAGGAUGGGCGGGAGCAUUUGACGCGCAUUAUCGAGAACUCGAUGGAGUACUAGGUGGAGCAAGUCGUUGCAUGAGAGAGUCGGGGGCAUAUGUGGAUGGAAUUCAGGAUGUAUGAUAGCACAACGAUUUACGACCACUUGUAUAUAUAGCGAUUUUAACGCUCAGUUACUC